Messenger RNA from Geodia barretti, 622 nucleotides. Lineage: Eukaryota; Metazoa; Porifera; Demospongiae; Tetractinellida; Geodiidae. The record is from the annotation of a GenBank genome assembly.
AUGGAACGGAACCUCUUCCACCUGUCUGACCAUCCUCGGCAUCGAGGUCGACUUCCUCGUGAUGGAGCUCAGACUUCUGCAGGAGAAGUUAUCCAGGCUCAUCGACGCGCUCACUGAGUGGCGGAGCAAGCGCUCGGGCAAGCUCAAGGACCUGGAGUCUCUCGUAGGCCUGCUUCAACACGUCUCGCAGGUCGUCUGCCCAAGCAGUGUUUUUCUGCGGCGCCUGUACAACCUACUCGUGCAGACCGGCUCCUUCAAACCGCAUUUUUCAGUGCGCCUCAACGGCGAAGCCCAGGCAGACAUCGAAUGGUGGUCGACCUUCCUGUCCACGUGGAACGGAACCUCUAUCCUGCGGCCUCUCAGAGCCACUAACCCAGACAUCGAGGUCUGGUCAGAUGCGUCAGGAGGUUCGGGCUGUAGCGCAGUAUGGCUGACGCAAUGGCUGCAGGUUCAGUGGGGCUCGCUGUUGAUCAUGUCGUCGAGCAUUGCGGCUAAGGAACUCUUCCCAAUUCUCGUGGCCGUGGCGAUCUGGGGCGGCUCGACGGUCCGUUUCUAUUGCGACAAUACGGCAGAGGUUCUCAACCGCCAAGCUGCCAAGGACCCACUUAUCUGCCACCAGCUA